GCCAAUUGUGGUUAAUUUCAACAUCUUCUGAAGCAUCCAAAAUCUAAAACUAUGCGACACCAUUAGAAAAUUUAUUUUCGCAGAGAGCCGGGAGAGAGAGAGGUUUGAGGGAAGAAACACGAUGCUGGUGCGGGUUUUGGUGGUGAUCACACUGCUUGUCAGUGAUGUGGCAGGGACACACAAGUCCUUGGAACUGGAGAGGACUCAGCGACACCUUGAGAAACGUGAACUAUCCAGAGGACCCUGUGAAGAAAAGUGGUUUUAUUUUCAUCUUUUAAACUCCUGUUACCAGUAUUUCAGUAACAACAUGACAUGGCACAGAGCUCAGGAUUUCUGUAAUCAAGACCAACGUUGUGGACAGCUGGCUUCUGUGAACUCAGAGGAACACAACAUUUUCAUUUCUAAUGUGGUCACUAUCGUGGACAAAGAAAAGCCAGUGGCUUGGAUUGGCCUGAAUGACAUAUGCACGGAAGGGAAUUUCACAUGGAUUGAUGGAUUGCUGUACAGUUACAAAAACUUUGGUCCAGAUGAACCUAAUAAUAAAGAUAACAAAGAACACUGUGUCAACAUUCAUCAUUACCGUAACACGUAUUGGAAUGAUGAAUCCUGUGAAAAGUCUUUUGGGUUUGUUUGUUCUUACAAACUGUGUUGAAUUUAGAAGACUCCAGAACUCCAUUUAUCAUUUUCAGCUCUGGAUUCAGUGCCCUGAUUUCUCUGUAGCCACUCUCAUUGUCUUUGGUGACUGUACUCCAAUAAUAAAGAGAAUUGCAUCCCGA
Messenger RNA from Hypanus sabinus (Atlantic stingray), 776 nucleotides. RefSeq names its product lectin-like. The transcript has 6 exons. Lineage: Eukaryota; Metazoa; Chordata; Chondrichthyes; Myliobatiformes; Dasyatidae. The coding region runs from base 122 to 652 and encodes 176 amino acids. Gene Ontology annotation, molecular function: signaling receptor activity. The record is from RefSeq and is a predicted model, not a curated record.